Molecule: messenger RNA, 1644 nt
Organism: Endocarpon pusillum Z07020
Lineage: Eukaryota; Fungi; Ascomycota; Eurotiomycetes; Verrucariales; Verrucariaceae
Exons: 1
Coding region: 1-1644 (547 amino acids)
Source: RefSeq, a predicted model, not a curated record
AUGAGUGACAGACACAAAAGUACCCAUAAUGAUGCACCGACCAGAAAAGGGAGCAAAUCAACCCGGUUGAAGCUGAACACAUCAUUUCUUGAAAGAGAAAGCCGUCCGUACUCGUCAGGCCCUCCCCGUGAGCCGCCUCAACAAAGCGCGAGUCGACCUGCAACUGCUAAACGAUCAAAGUCUAAAGCCGAAAAGCCUGAACCUAUGGUGAGACACUCACCCGGACACUGUCAAAUAUGCGAUUUCCAUGGAUAUCAUAAAUUGGAGCCCUCAGAAGCGCAAAAGCCUCUAAAAGAGAAGUCCAUCCCACCGUCACCUUUCUCAGCAUCACAACAACCGUCUCAGCAAGUGGCGCCAACAGCACAGCACCCCGAAGCUUCAAAAAGUCAAUCACGACCGAAUAGACGACAGUCAUAUCACGAACAGCGCCCAACGAGCUUUCAUGAUGGCAUGUCAUAUUCCGCGUUGCCAUUGCAACCUUUUUCUGCCUCUGACUGGAACAUGCUACCAACGCCUCUCUCAGCAUAUCCACAAACUCCUUAUGUACAGACGCCCGUACUGCCCUUCAUAGACCCAUACGAACAGUAUGCACAAUCUCUACCAUCUCAGUACAACCAGCAGGCACUGCCACCCUUAGGCCCAAGACCGCCAGAGCCACGUCGGCGCACCAGCUCGCGUGCCGAGCCUAUUAUCCAGCAGUCUCCCAUUGUAGCGGAUAAGCCACCUUUGGGGAGGACGAGAUCGCACAGAGAAACUCAACGAGCCCGAGAUCCUUCCACGUCUCGUCAGGAGGACGCAAAGAGGAUGCCGCCACCUCAGGUUAUACCAGUCCGGCGUCGUCCGAACAUUGCUAAAGCCAACACUACCAUCUCUACACCACUCUCGGAUCAACGUGAGCGCGGUAUCGGUAACGAUGGACCCGCUCACGCACGAUUAUCUUCCAGGGAACGCAAAUCUGACCCACCACCAUCAUCGUACCGCGAGCCUCCACUUUCAUCAUACCAUAAUUCCAAUCAAAACAGACCUGUACCUCCGAAGUCUAAAUCCUACACUGAGGCCAAACACACCAGCAAGGUGAAUAGCACUCAGUCUGGUCUCGAUAGACCGACUUCCAUUCUUGGCGCCGAACUCAAUGAGAUGAGAGCAGAAGCCUACCAGAAAUCUCGUGGCACCAACCCUCAGCCUCUUACCAUUGACGCUAUCUCCAAGAUCGAGCGGCGUUCCGAUAGUGGCAGCCAAUAUUCGAUCAAUACCAGCUCCAGAGGGUCCACCGGCGGCAAGACCAAGACUACCCUAGGCAGCAACGAUAUCACCCUGAUGAUGCACGGAGUCACUCUAGGUAUUUCGGCAGACAGUGCUGAAAACCGCAGCAUCAAGAUCGAGCCCAGAGGUAACGGUGACUUCAACAUUAGCGUCAAACAGCAGGAGUCGAGCGGCCGAGACAAUAAGGCCUUGAGCUUGCUGAAACGGAGUGGUUCCACCACCUCAUCGUCGAAGCAGAGCCGACGGAGCAGUGAGAAAGAGGUGAGAAGAUCGAGGGAUCAGUCAUUAGAUCGUGAGCCUGAACGAGCACCCCAUGUUUCCAGCUGGUCGAGCAAGGCAUCAUAUGAUGACUCGUUUGGUUAUGAUCUAGCAUAUGGCUGA